Lethenteron reissneri (Far Eastern brook lamprey) is the source of this 3905-nucleotide messenger RNA. It is a transcript of the gene TMEM179, whose product is annotated as transmembrane protein 179. The record is from RefSeq and is a predicted model, not a curated record. Lineage: Eukaryota; Metazoa; Chordata; Hyperoartia; Petromyzontiformes; Petromyzontidae.
AGCGAACGUUCACAACAAUCACCGCUGCGUCAAUAGUUGCAGAGAGCUCGGUCGUUUUUUGUGGGGCUAUUGUCAUCACCAGUAGAUUUUUGUUGUUUGUUACCAAGCUCGUAAUUUGUUUUUAUUGUCGAGCGCGCAUUUACGCAUUUUAGAAAUAUAUACACGUGCUGUGGUAUGUAUGCUGAACUUCUUUCGCGCCGUACGUAGCAAAUCGAGCUAAUCGGAGUUGCGUAUAAAACAUCUUACACGCGCCCGUUGCGUAUUCGCGUUGGCAAACUCAAGAGAGACACAGACCGUGGGCAUGGCCAACUCCGUGCUCUUCGGCCAGUGCGCUGCCUACGUACUGGCAAUGAUCUUCGCCUUCUUCGUGCUCGUGCCACUGGCACAGAACGGCAACGACUUCAAGGGUCGAUGUCUCCUCUACACGCAGGGCGCCUGGCAGCGUCCCAACCGCACGCAGCUUGCACGGCACCGGUUACCACCGCCACCGCCUCCGACGGUUUCUCUCAUCAUGCGGAAGAAAUCUGAAGACACCGAACCGACCGAGCAGCCGGAGCAAAACCAGCAGGAUCGUGAUGACUACGACGUGGAUUACUUUAUCGAUGGAGUGGCUGAGACUAAGGGAGGAGGAGGAGUGAGAUCCUUCGCUCGUGCACUCCCGCCCCUGACCUCCCUGGCCGAGUGGGUCACCGGUGAUGCGAGUUUCGUGGUGGCCAUGUGGGGAGCCCCUUCUGCCUGUCAGUUCGCGACGUUCACCGGGAUCGUGUCGCUCCUGCUCGCCGCCGUGCAGGCGUGGAGGACCAUCUUCUACCAAUGCAAGGGCCACGACGACACCCUCUUUGCGGCGUUUCUCAACCUGGUGGGCAGCGGCCUGGUGGCGAUGAUGACCUUCGUGGCAAGCACGGUGGUGAGCGUGGGUUUCAACGUCUGGUGCAACAGCAUCGCCAUUCCGGGCGGCAAGCCUGACAGCUGUGAGGAGGCUCAAGAAAUGAACCUCAAUAUGGAUGUCAUUACAACUUCCUUCUACACGCACUUCGGGGUAAUCCAGUUCGGGCUGUGGUGCGCGUGGCUCACGUGGGUGGCCCUGGCUGGUCUCGCCUUCGCCAAGGUCUACCGCAGCCACCGACAGAGCGACCUCCUGCACAGCCUGGCGCGCGAGAAGGAGCUUCUGAUGAACCGAGCGGUGACGAGAGGCGGCAGUGCAGGGCCCACCUCGGCCGAGCGACGCCCGGCGGCUCAGGCGGGUGACAAGCAACCCAGCGCGUUCAUCUGAGGAGCGCCGCCGUGGGGCGGAAACACGCGCAGCUCGCUUGCGCUUUGCUGCCCGCUAACGUUCCUAAAACGUGUGUGUCUGUGUGGAAUGAUGACGAUCAUGAUGAUGAUAAUCACUUAAUUCAUUCGAUAUAUUCGAGUCAUUAUAAAGCAAGGCUAUAAUGAGGGCAGCAUGUUUCAUGGAUGGAUGUAUUGUAGUCUGCCAGUGAGGGGGGCAAUGUUGAUAGUUUUACUAAAUUAGGCGAUUUGGUCAUUUUUAAAUGUGAACUACGUGUAUCGAUUCAUUGAUUAAAUUAAAUUAUUGCGCUCGUGAUGCAGGCAUCGAAUUGUGCGUUCAAGAAUCGAUAAUUGAUAAUUAAUUGAUAUUUGAUGAGAAUCGAUAAUCGUUCAAUUCGUCUACCAUGUGGUGGGUUCACGUGAUCCCUGCUAUGACGAGAGGCCUCUACAAUCGCCACAACCGAAAUAAAAAAUAUGAAUUGGCUGUGUCGAGUGGGGGAGGGUUUUACGACACAUUUUACUUACGUGAUGCGACCAAAAAUACUUUAUGAAUCAUCAUAUUGUGCAUAUUCUCUGGGGAGCACAAUAAUAUAAGGCUUUGAAAUAAGCCGAUUUGUUUGGUUUAGUAUGAUUUUUUUUGCAUCUUGUUUUCAAUUUUUUUUUACCGCUGCUUGCAUGUGAGCACAGCACAGUGCCGUAGGAUAACAGGUCAAAGCAGGCGUCCUACUAUCUGCUGUGAUAUGUAGUUUAGAAACGUGUUCGUUAGCAACAAAAACGUGGAACAGGAAGUAAAAAGCGUGUCUACCGUGGAGAAAUGUAUGCCUGUAAUUACAUUUAGAGAGACGGAUGAACACGUGGAUUCGUGAACAUACACAAGUUAUAUUGACAUGCAUUCAAACUGUCAAGGAAAGUGAGUGGGUUUUGGGCAGGAUGUGUUUUUAAGAGAGAUGAUGGCUGAUGAUCAAGAAUAUUAACAGAGUGGCACACAAGGAAUGGAAAAUAUCUGGGAGGAAGGACAUAUGCCAAGGUGGUUCGUCCGUUUGUUCGUUUCUCAAUCCGCUUAUCCUGGUGAGGGUCGCGGUGGCAGUAUGUUGAGUAGUGGCGGUCCAGACCUCCCUUUCCCUGUCGCCGGACUCCAGCUCUUCCUGGGGAAUUCCCAGGCGUUCCCAGGCCAGCCGAGUGACAUAGUCCCGCCAGAGUAUCCUGGACAUGCCCGGUAGAGUUCCAGGGGUAGCCUACCAGGGGAGGCAUCAUUACCAGGUGCCCGAAGCCGUUUUUAUUCAUAAAAAAACAUUGUGAGGACAGGAAUUAAACCUGGGUCACAGGGAUGCUUAAUUGCGAGCACUCACCACAUUAAGAAACAUGUCUUUAGAGUAUUUGGCUGACAUCAAUUUCCACGUGAUAAGCCACCUUGUUGAGCUAUCAUUAGUUCGCUUCUGCAAAGGGCUAUAAAGUUCAGUGGGCUUUACCUGGUAACCUAAAAUAAUAGUUGCGUUUAAAUAGUUUCGUUUAGUCACCGCAAGCGGUGUUUAAGUGUAUCAUCGUUCAUUCUCGUGUACGGCAGCAGUUGGGUUGUGGCACCUGAGCACGACCCGUAAAAUAAAAAUAAAAUACCAGUCGCAAAGUGCACUGCGGGAGUUGUGGUCCAUGGCGUGAAGCAACUUGUAGGCGCUGUUAGAACGAAGCCAAGCUAUGUACACUUCUUGCCGAGGAAUGUCAGCCCUGUCAUCCGUUCGGGGUGGCAAGCACAGCGUUAAAACUUCGCGUAAUUCGUUACGUCGUGCAAGCGUUUUAAAUGAAACUGGAAGAUAAAUGACACAGUCUUGGACUAUUUUAAAAAAGUGUGACAGCAUGAAGUAGACUAUGCAUGUGGCUGUAUUUUUUUUAAAAUAAUAUCGGAACACAUAAUCCUUUGCAGGGUCUCACACUACUAAUUGCAAUUCAACAACAUAACCCAACUGCUGUAUAAUGUUAGUUUGCAUUACAGUAGAAGCUGGAUAUGAGGGGCACAUUUUACAAGCUCAGUUCUAAUAUAAGCAAAACUGUCCUUUGCAUUGGUUGGGGGAGGUGAAGGAUAACUACUGAUACAAGCACUCUACUCCGGAUAUAAGCACGUGUGCUGGCUCCCAAGGGGAUGUGCUUAUAUCAAGCUACCACUGGAUGUCAUAAGUGUCUUAUUUUAAAAGUGUAACAUGUAUUGACUUUAUUUUACUCGUGAGGAUUGUCAGGCAGGCGAUAACUUUCCUGCCUGUUACUGAAAUACAGACAUAUAUUUUAAUGGCCAAAAUUAGCAUUUCCUCUUUUUAAGCCCUGUUACCAAGUAUUGUGCUUAUGACAUAAUUACGUUGUGAGAUGUACCUACGUGGCUAUGUACUUGUCGUGAUUUAGCACGACACUUAAUAGUUUGACAGUAUUACAAUUAUUUUCAUCGCUCAUAUUACUGUAUCAAAUUAUACACCUUAAACUCGCAAAGUGCAGCGCCGUCUCGCUUUCGACUUGCCAAGUGUCAGCUUCUUUAGGUUUUUAAGGCUAACGAUUCAAAAUCACCGCAUGCUAUGAGCAUUAAGUUCGCCUUUUAGUAGCCAUCGUUCAUGACUCCGUCUUCGUUUGGAAUGCAAUGAGCGUCACUGUCAAGC